AUGACUAGGCUAGAAUUUGGCACUGUCAUAUUUGGAUCUGGCCGACGACUCGGAGGAAUCGUGAAAUUAUUGAAAUCGUGUCAGUUCCAAGUUCGGUGGGGGUGGUGUCGCUGGGGCUUCGGAGACCAACGUGGACAGGCGCCUGAAACGAUCGAUCUUGCCAAAGAUUCUUGUAUCCUAAGGAAUCAUUUGGGCUCACUCGAAUGUCGUCUCUGUCGGACGCUUCAUACCAACGAAGGUUCAUACCUAGCUCGCACUCAAGGAAAGAAGCAUCAGAACAACCUUGCUCGUCGUGCGGCUUGUGAUGCUAAGGGCACACAGUUGACGGUUGCUCCCACUCAAAGCAAUAUACAACGCAAAGUGUCCCUGGAAACAGGACGCCCAGGCUACCGAGUAACAAAAGUGCGAGCCAAAGAUAAUGGUGAGGAAAUGAUGGUCCAGGUUCACCUUCUUCAAAUCAAAACGGACGACAUCCCUCGCCGACGAUUUAUGAGCGCUUGGGAGCAAAAGAGGGAGCAUCCGAACAGGGCUCACCAGUAUCUAAUAGUGGAUGCUGAACCUACGAGACAAUUGCUUUCCGCAUUCCCGCGCGCGAGAUAG
Suillus clintonianus is the source of this 600-nucleotide messenger RNA. RefSeq lists its product as uncharacterized. The transcript is spliced from 6 exons. Gene Ontology annotation, molecular function: nucleic acid binding; zinc ion binding. Gene Ontology annotation, cellular component: U2 snRNP; catalytic step 2 spliceosome; U2-type prespliceosome. Bases 1 to 600 code for a protein of 199 amino acids. NCBI's taxonomy places the organism in Eukaryota, Fungi, Basidiomycota, Agaricomycetes, Boletales, Suillaceae. The record is from RefSeq and is a predicted model, not a curated record. Gene Ontology annotation, biological process: spliceosomal complex assembly.